Molecule: messenger RNA, 3202 nt
Organism: Humulus lupulus (European hop)
Lineage: Eukaryota; Viridiplantae; Streptophyta; Magnoliopsida; Rosales; Cannabaceae
Product: pentatricopeptide repeat-containing protein At1g59720, chloroplastic/mitochondrial-like
Exons: 2
Coding region: 1556-2968 (470 amino acids)
Biological process (GO): RNA modification
Molecular function (GO): RNA binding; protein binding
Source: RefSeq, a predicted model, not a curated record
AGUCUUGUGUAAAAAAAAAAACUUGGCUCAGCAUGCGAGCUCUCAGUGUUGCGACUGCCUUUUGUUUCCUUAAAAAAUAAAAAUAAAAAAGGUAGAAACUAAAGAGAAAGCAUCGUAUGGUUUAAGGUUGGGUCACCUAUUCUCUUAAACAAGAAACCAGCCGCCUUCUUGCCUCCAGUCCACCCACCAUCCUCCCAGCCCAGACGCACCAUUCCGACGAGCCUCUUUCAUCGAUUGACGCUAGCUCUCCAAUUGCACAGCUCUGGUCUCCCUUGUUCUCAUCUCACAGAUCCAGGUGCCCUUCCCAUUGUCUUUCGCUAGCAGGGACAACAACUCCAAUCACAACUCUCUCUCUCUCUCAGCCCGACUGUCGUCUUGCCUACUCAUCUAUAAUCACAUCACCGACAUUUUCCUCUAUCUGCAACCUUACAAAGUCCAGGCGAACACCCCACUCUACAGCCCCGUGACUCAUUACGACCUAGAUUUAAUUUGAGUGAGCAUCUCUAAUUUUCUUUCUGAAUCUCAGUUAUCAAUUUGGUUCCAUGGGUGCAAUUUCUUAGUGGUUUAAUUUUGAUGUUGGUCUAUUAUUUGUUGCUACAAAUUUGGGGGUUGAAGGAGUGAAUAUAGCUGCAACGUUGUGCAAUCCAAGGUUAAAUUUAUUCUUGGUAUAUCUAUUAUUUUGACAAGCAGGUGAAGUUAUUAUUGGUGGCACCUAUGGAGUAUGAAUCAUCAAUUUAGGGGUUGUCUUUGUGGUUGAAUUGCUUUGGAAUCGAUUCUGGGUCUGUUGAGUGAUGAACUAUGUUGAUAUGUAUGUUUGUUUUGAUUGUGCAAGUUAAAUUUGGAUUUAAGCUCUGAAUAUAGUAUUGAAAAUUGGUUAUUCUUCAUUGGUUGAGUUGUUGCUUGAUGAGAUUAUAUUUCAUAUGGUAAUUGAACUUUGGAAGGGGUACACUAUUACUGCUUGUGUUGAGUUUGGAAUUGACAAAUUAGUGAUUUUUGGGCUGGGUGUUGUUGCCUAUUAAGAAUAUUGCUACAAGUGAUUAAACAUUGAGAGUGGUGGGAACUUAUUGCUUUGUGGUGAGCUUUGAACAUAUAGAAUAAUUUGCAUUGGGUUGAGACAACAUGCCCUCUAAGCAUGCUUGAAAAGAUCCACCCACACCAACCACCAUCAUUUUUGACAAAUCACAAUUUCCUUCUGGAGACCUUUUUACUCAAAUAUACAACCAAAGUCCUUGGAAAAUCCUUAGUACCAAAGAGAUAUUUUAAGUUGUAUGAAGAGCAAUUCCCAGAUAUUGAAAGCAUAGUUCGUUCAAGGGGCUGGCAAUCGUAACGUAUGCUGGAUCCUAGACUUGCAGUCAUUCCUUUGGUGAAAGGAUUUUAUACUUUAGCAGGGCAACAUAAAAAAGGCAACGUUAAGAUUCGAGACAAAGUGGUGACAUUUAAUGAAAUCACAAUCAAUGGGUACUACAAGCUACCCUUUAUUACUGAUUUGCAGCAUACAUAAGCCUUUGAAUAUAUUGAUACCACAAUAUAUUAACGAAAAAUCUUGGAGAAAACUAUGAUCACGACCAACAAGACAAUUUUUCAGUUAGUUAUUUUGACCAUUGGUCACCUUACCCGCCAAAAUUCAAAAUUAGUAGCUCUUCUUUGUUAUCAGUGCAAAACAAAACGGUCACUUCCUCCAUUUUCGUACUCUUCAAAUCACAGCUUCUCUUCUUUCUCUUCUCCUAGAAGAGUUGCUAUAGCCCCAAAUGGCACUGUUUUUGAAAAGCUUCAAAGGGUUAUGUCCCUUUUCAAGCUUUGUUCCACCAUGAAAGAUUUGUACCAAAUCCAUGGACGCAUUAUUCGAGCUGGGUUUGAGCAAGACCUCUUUGUUAUGGGCAAGAUCGUUGAGUUUUGUGCGGUUGGUGAAGGCAGGGAUUUGGAUUAUGCGUUAUUGAUUUUGGAUUCGGUGGAAAACCCAGAUGGGUUUCUUUGGAACACUAUGAUUAGGGGAUUCGGUAAGACUAAUCAGCCUGAAAGAGCAUUUGAAUUGUAUAAGAAAAUGCAAGAGAAAGGAGGAAUGGUAGAUAGUUUCACAUGCGCUUUCUUGAUUAAGGUUUCUGGGCAACUGGGAUCAGAUAUUUUGAGCAAGCAGAUGCAUUGUUCUUGUCUAAAACAUGGUUUGGACUCUCAUGUCUUCGUGCGGAACACUCUCAUUCAUAUGUACGGCAUGUUUAGAGAUAUUCAAAAUGCGGUCCAACUAUUUGUUGAAAUGCCCAAUCCAGAUUUAGUUUCUUGGAACACAAUUCUUGAUAGCCAUGUCUACUGUGAAAAGCACAAGGAGGCUGUGCACCAAUUCUUGACAAUGCUCAAGAGUGGUACACAGCCUGACGAUGCUACCUUUGUUGUGAUUCUCUCAGCAUGUUCUGCAUUGGGAGCAUUGGAUUUUGGGAGGUGGGUUCAUUCUUAUGUUAAUAAAACUCGAUUCGGCGAUGUCAUCUCAGUGUCAAAUUCGCUUGUUCACAUGUAUGCAAAGUGCGGAGCGUUAGAAGAAGCUUAUGAAACAUUCAACAACAUGAAGAGGAAGAAUUUGAUAUCAUGGAACACGAUGAUUCUAGCACUUGCUACACACGGGAAUGUAGAUGAGGCACUGUCAUUAUUUUCCAAAAUGUUAGAAGUUGAGAGACCGGAUAGUGUCACUUUCUUGGGAGUUUUGUCUGCUUGUAGCCAUGGCAGGCUGGUCAGCGAAGGCAGAAGAUACUUUGAUAUUAUGAGCAGAGACUACAACAUUGAACCAUCCAUAAAACACUACGGAUGUAUGGUUGAUAUCUUGGGGCGAGCUGGGUUGUUGGAGGAGGCCUACCAAUCCAUUACGAGUAUGCCAAUGGAAUGCAAUGCAAUCAUAUGGAGAACUCUUCUGGCAGCUUGUCAAAUUCAUGGCGACAUGAAGCUUGGAGAGGAGGGCAGUGGAACGAAGUUAUCGGUGUAAGAAAUUCUAUGAAAGAACGCCAAGUUCAGAAACCAGAGCCUGGGAAUAGCUUUAUUGGAGAUUCAUCUUCAGACCAGAUUUAAUAUGAAAUUAACUGAAGACUGUUCUCUAAGUAUACUGCAUAGACAGACCAGACCAAGUCCGUUUGUUCAUUUCUUUGUAUCAAUUUUACUGAAGCAUGUAUUGAAUAUUUCAUGUAGUUCAACCAGGUAAAGAUACUUUAUAAUUUUUGGA